Molecule: messenger RNA, 925 nt
Organism: Cygnus atratus (black swan)
Lineage: Eukaryota; Metazoa; Chordata; Aves; Anseriformes; Anatidae
Gene: MYCT1
Product: MYC target 1
Exons: 2
Coding region: 120-704 (194 amino acids)
Cellular component (GO): nucleoplasm
Source: RefSeq, a predicted model, not a curated record
GACAAACAAAACAGUUCCCUGGCAGCACAAAAGCAUUGCUUCUACCGCUAAAUCUCAAACGUUCAGAAACUCAUUGCUACACUGUGGAGAUAUUGUUUUGUAUCUAUCAUUUGGAUGUUAUGGAUAAAAACAGUACUUACUCUCUGACCACAUGGCCACCAAAGUUUUGGGAACAGAUAACAAUAGCCUUCACAGUGUCCAUGGUGAUCGGACUGGUGAUUGGAGGGGUCAUCUGGGCCUUGUUCACUUGCUUGUCCCGUCGCAGAGCUAGUGCCCACAUUUCCCAGGGGAGCUCCUCAGCUUUCAGCCGUCGGUCCAGACCUGCCUCUCACAGCCAAACUACUGGCAGGACUGGAUUUUACCGUAACAGCAGCUGUGAACGUCGGAGCAACCUCAGCCUGGCCAGCCUCACCUUCCAGCGGCAAGCCUCCUUGGAGCAAGCCAACUCUUUCCCCAGGAAGUCAAGCUUCCGUGGGUCCACCUUUCACCCUUUUUUGCAGUGCCCUCCCCUCCCUGUGGAGACGAACAGUCAGCUGAUCACCCUCACUCCCACCAACACGACCACAACCUUUGUGGGAAGCACCACCAACAGCUUAAGUCGACCCGAGUUCCACUGGUCUAACAACAGCCUCCGCAUCUGCCACUCCACACAAACCCCUCCUCCUGCCUAUGAAACCAUCAUAAAAGCGUUCCCUGACUCUUGAGCCAGGUCCUUGUUACAAAUGCACAUGGACAUUUUAGGAGGAACCGCGAAUGUCUCAAUUUUCUGUGCAUGCUGAAAAUCACUAAGAAGUCUCCAGCUGCUGUGACACGUUGCAGAGGGGACGUACAUUGCCAGGAGGCGGGUAGUGCUGAUUUUUUAGAGCACUAUGUCCCACUGUCCAAGGAAUCACUUGUCUUUGUGUUGCCUGCUCUGAUUUACUGC